UGGUAGCGGCCGGGCGGGUCCGGUCUGGGCCCUACGCACUUUGCGUAGCGAGAGGGGUUACCUAAGGCCUGGAGCUUGGCCUUGAGCAAGCCUGGCCUGUCCCCUGGAAGGGGGUGGGCUAGUAAGGGGCGAGGCCGAGGAAGCAGGAGAGGGAAAUUGGGGCUGUUGGGGACACUAUAAUUUUCUUUAUAUAUAAAGAGGGGAGGGGAGAGGAAAGGCCAUGGCAGUCCCAGCCAAGAAAAGAAAGAUGAACUUCUCAGAGCGAGAGGUGGAAAUCAUCGUCGAGGAGCUGGAGCUGAAGAAGCACCUGCUGGUGAACCACUUCAACGCUGGGGUCCCUCUGGCCGCCAAGAGCGCGGCCUGGCAUAGCAUCCUGAGAAGGGUCAAUGCUGUAGCCACCUGCCGCAGGGAGCUGCCCGAAGUCAAGAAGAAGUGGUCUGAUCUCAAGACCGAAGUCCGUCGUAAGGUUGCCCAAGUCCGGGCUGCCGUAGAGGGUGGCGAGGCCCCAGGACCCACUGAGGAGGAUGGAGCUGGUGGGCCUGGGACAGGCGGUGGCAAUGGCGGCAAUGGCCCAGCUGUAGCCCCGGUAUUGCUGACCCCCAUGCAACAACGCAUCUGUAACCUGCUGGGUGAGGCCACCAUCAUCAGCCUUCCCAGUACCACAGAGAUCCAUCCGGUGGCCCUUGGACCCACAGCCACUGCAACAGCAGCCACGGUCACCCUGACACAGAUCCCUACUGAGACAACCUAUCACACACUGGAGGAGGGAGUGGUAGAGUACUGUACCACUGAGGCUCCAGCACCCCUGCCAGCUGAGGCCCCCAUAGAGAUGAUAACCCAGCAUGCAGAUACCUCCGUGAAGCCUCAGGCACUCAAGAGUCGCAUAGCCCUCAACUCUGCCAAGCUGAUCCAGGAACAGCGGGUCACCAAUCUACAUGUCAAGGAGAUUGCCCAGCAUCUAGAGCAGCAGAACGACCUGCUGCAGAUGAUCCGGCGCUCCCAGGAGGUACAGGCCUGUGCCCAGGAGCGCCAGGCCCAGGCCAUGGAGGGCACCCAGGCGGCCCUGAGUGUCCUCAUCCAGGUUCUCCGGCCCAUGAUCAAAGAUUUUCGUCGCUACUUGCAGAGCAACACACCCAACCCGACCCCUGCCUCUGAUCCUGGACAGGUGCCUCAGAAUGGGCAGUCGGACAGCAUCAUCCAGUGAGGACAGGGGUCAAGCCAGCCUUCUGCCACAAUUGGGUGAAACCUCCAUGGUCUUGUAAGUGGCCUCUGGGACUGGAUUUGGAAGGGCCACGUGGACAGUUCCCUCCUUGGUAGACAUUUGGUGGGGGAGGAGGGUCCACUGUUCUAAGAAAUGAAAGAGACUGGGAAGAGGAACUUGCUGGGCUCCUAGUCUCUUAUUCCACCAUGGAGUGACCUUGCUAGGUCUGAAGACUGGAUAGCUGGAGGGUCAUGCGUGCUGGAGCUAGGACAUGUGCUGUCAUGAGCCAGGACUUGGGCUGUGACCCUGACUUGGUCUAGGACAUUUCUCUCCUUGGGAGCCAUGUCAUAGCCUGGGGUCUGAGCUGAGCUGUCCCAGCCCAGAUGCCAUCCUUUUCAAUACCACCUGGCAGCAGAGCUGCCAAGAGGGCAAUAACAUCCUCCCUGGGGAGGCAGCACCACUGAACCUGAGAAGGAAACCCUGUCCCUUUCUCCUCACUGUGCCUCAGUCCUCAAGGGACUCUCCUUGCUGCUCCGCACCAUCUCCAGCCCCAGCCCAGGCACAGCACAGCCUGGGAUGGGUACAUUGCCCAGGAUGCCUCUGUAAUACACCCAGCAUUCAGCCAGCCUGGUACAGCAAUGCUGUGUGUGGUGGGGAUGAGUUCCCUCUCUGUUCUUCCAUGGUGUUUCUGGGGAGCUCUUAGGUGGUUUCAUCCUCUCUCCCAGAGCUUUGACUCAGGUUAGGCUUCAAGUACUGUUAAUCUUAGAGAAAGCAAACUAAUGGGGAAUCUUGUCCUGUCCAAACCCCGCCCCCUCCACACACACACACUGCAGGUGGUGUUUUCUCAGAAGGCUUGCUUCAAGCCAGUUGUAUUUAUUCUGUAUUCACACCUCUCCUAAGAGGGCAUCUAGGAAUGUAACUUAGGGCUAUUCCCUUCCUCUGCCCACAGACCCCAAUUCCAAAAUUCAGUACAAAAACCAGUCCUGGUCGGCAUCCCACCUCAACUCCUCUUGCUUUCCAGGUCAUUCAGUGCUUCCUGUUCUCCAGGGAUCCUCUGGUUGUCUGAGUGAAUCUAAAGCCACAGUUAACCUUGCAUGUAAGAGGUAGGAGAAGUGAAGCCCACCCAAGAACUGGGACUCUGAAUGCUGUGCUCUGGGGAGCAGAGCCUUGGAGAUACUGAAGGAGGCGCUGUUCUGUCUGCCAGCUUUCUUCCCCAGAUGCUUGUAAGGAUUUCACCCAGAAAUGCCUGUUUUAUUUUCAGACUCACCAUUGGUUUCUGGGGCCCUCUCCCCAGAUUAUGUUCCAAGUUUGCAGGUUUGCUGGCCAUGGGACAAUGAUGGGUACAACUUUAGGCUCUCAGCCAAACAAGAGCUGAUGCUGCCUUCCUGGGCAUGCGCAGGACGUAGAAUUAUUUGGUGCCACGGGUGUGUUCACUGGGAAGGUGCCCCUGAGGACAGGUGGGAGAUGGACGCCACACUGUCCACACUGCGCCUGCCCAAAAUGCCAAUUCUAGAGAGGCAGGACUGGAGAGGAGUUGAGUGGCAGAAGGGGAGAUCGAGCUCUUGCCAGCAUGGUCAGUUGGCAACGGCACGGGCAGCCUGAUGGCUCCAGCAGGGCAGCUGCAGGGACUUCCGGAGGAUUUUCGACUCAGUUUGUGUUUUUUUUUUCUGGGGUUGGAAAUCUGAACCAAUAUUAUGUUCCAUUUGGGUAGAGAAGGGAACCCUGGAUUCCUUAAACUGACUUAUUCUUUCCAGGUCAUAAUUUUAAAUGAAAGAAAUGCCAUUUUUUUUCUUUUCAUAUACACGUCGCUGUGUCUUUAAUUGGUUAUAUUAAGAAGAGAGGAGUGACUACAGGCCAAAUCUGGCCCAUCAUUUGUUUUUGUAAAUAAAGUUUU
This is a messenger RNA of Dipodomys ordii (Ord's kangaroo rat), 3095 nucleotides long. RefSeq names its product nuclear apoptosis inducing factor 1 (gene Naif1). Bases 221 to 1204 code for a protein of 327 amino acids. The transcript is spliced from 2 exons. Lineage: Eukaryota; Metazoa; Chordata; Mammalia; Rodentia; Heteromyidae. Gene Ontology annotation, cellular component: nucleus. The record is from RefSeq and is a predicted model, not a curated record.